This is a messenger RNA of Egretta garzetta (little egret), 498 nucleotides long. It is a transcript of the gene FAM163A, whose product is annotated as family with sequence similarity 163 member A. The transcript has 2 exons. The coding region runs from base 1 to 498 and encodes 165 amino acids. Lineage: Eukaryota; Metazoa; Chordata; Aves; Pelecaniformes; Ardeidae. The record is from RefSeq and is a predicted model, not a curated record.
AUGACAGCGGGAACUGUUGUUAUCACCGGGGGAAUCCUAGCAACAGUGAUCCUACUGUGCAUCAUUGCCGUGCUCUGCUACUGUAGGCUACAGUACUAUUGCUGCAAGAAAGAUGACUCUGAUGAGGAAGAGGAGGAGGAGGAGGAGGAGGAAGAGGAAGAGCCUGACCUUCCCACACACUCGCACCUUGGCACGUGCAACGCCUGCAACUCCCGCAUGGUGGAUGGCCAGGGCAGCCCCGUGCCCCCCCCAAGUGAGCUCAACCAGCAUGGGGCUCACAACUACUGCCCGACCUGCUCCCCAUAUGGCUCCCCCUUUUACAUCCGGACUGCUGACAUGGUGCGCAAUGGGGGCGAGAGGGUCACCUACGCCCCCGCGUGCUACAAGGAGAUGGGGCCGCCCAUCAACAUGGCCCCCCUGCAAAGCUACCCGGUGAGCCGCCACGGCCUCCUCCGCGAGAGCUUCCCGAACCCGCGGGCGAUCAGCACGGAGGUGUAG